Molecule: messenger RNA, 2597 nt
Organism: Monosiga brevicollis MX1
Lineage: Eukaryota; Choanoflagellata; Craspedida; Salpingoecidae
Exons: 14
Coding region: 227-2377 (716 amino acids)
Biological process (GO): transmembrane transport; intracellular calcium ion homeostasis; monoatomic cation transport
Cellular component (GO): membrane
Molecular function (GO): monoatomic cation transmembrane transporter activity
Source: RefSeq, a predicted model, not a curated record
GUUGCUGCUCGGACGCCUGUCAUGCCGGAUGGCAGCUGCGUGCCCUGCUUUCAGAGAAGACACGCCUCGGCUCGGUUGAUGAAAAGCCGUUGUUAGUUCGUGGUGGGGCUCAGCCAACACCACUCUCCAUCCCAGCCCUCACAGCUCGCUGCCAUCAGCCGGCGGCAAAGGAGGACAACCGCUCCUCCCAAGUACACGCGCACUCCACACCCUAAACAGGGGCAAGAUGGCACCGCAACAUGGACAAGCCCUGGCAGCUGCGACAGCUUCGCUGACCCCGAUCCAGCGCCGCCAGCAUCGCCGUCGCCGUGUUGUCAGUAAGACCAUGGCCAUGAUGGGCAUUACCUUGGUGCUCCUAGCUGGCGCCUCCAUCAAAACAUCCCUCCAAGAGGGUUGGGCAUCCUUGGGCUCGCCCGGCCCCAUUGAAGCCAGCGACUCCGUUGCCGCCCUCGUGGCGGGUCCGGCUCGUCGGCUUCUCGGCCUGGGUAGCAAGCGCCCGCUUCCUGAUAAUCUGAACAAUGUCUCGUGUGAGGGAUUCAAGCACUACGAAGAUCCAUGCGCCCUUGUCAAGCAGGCUGACAACUGCCAACCUGAUGGCGGCUUCAUCAACUAUCUAGAGCUCCCAUAUUGCACGAUGAAAAGCGUCGGUGGCUCGGUGGUCAUUCUCCUUCUGUGGCUCCUCUUCCUCUUUAUCGCGCUCGGCGUGACCGCAGAGGAUUUCUUCUGCCCGGCGCUCAGUGUUAUUUCGGAAACGCUCAAGCUCAGUCACAACGUGGCAGGCGUCACCUUCUUGGCCCUGGGAAACGGUGCCCCUGAUAUCUUUAGCGUCUAUUCCUCCAUCAACAAUGUACAAAAUGGCGCACAGCUGGCCCUCGGCGAGCUCUUCGGCGCCGGCACCUUCGUAACCACCGUGGUCGUGGGCACUGUUGGCUACGUCGUGCCCUUCACCGUCACCCGUCGCCCCUUCCUUCGCGAUGUCAUAACCUACCUCAUUGCAUCGAUCUGGGUCUUCAUCAUCUUGCUUCGGGGUGAAAUUUUCACCGGCGAAGCUAUUGGCUUUGUGGGCCUGUAUGUUCUCUAUGUGCUUGUUGUCAUUCUGGGUCGACAGAUCUAUCAAUCCCGCAAGGCCAGCAAGUCCAAGCUGCCCCCCAACUUUGGAUCAAACGACGAGACUGCGCCACCGGCACUGGGUCCGAUGAUGCACAACAUUAACAUCAAUGUUGAUGAUGGCUUGGACACAAGUGAUGACACCGCUCUCUUGCAUCAAAACGCCUCAAUGUCUCCCCCUCCCGGCCUCAUGAGUCCGACUCAGCGUCGCGCCCGCGAAACAAAUCUCAACGUUCGAGACCUCGUCUCUCCGCCCCGCUCACGCAGCCACAGCAUCAAGGAGCUUGUGGAUGCUACCGACCGCGUCCUCUUUGCUCCAAUUAUGCAAGGCGCCCAAUAUCAAGCUGCCACGCACCAUGAUGUUGACACGGACGCAGAAAACACCGCGCUGCUGCCCUUUGCUGGCGAAGCUGGCGGUGCAAUUGGCCCCGCUACUCCCUUUCGCGACUUGCUGACCGCUCUCAACCCCAUUGACAGCGAGGAGUGGGAAUCUUCAGGGAUCAUCAACCGUGCCUAUAUGGUUCUUAGCGCGCCCAUCAAUUUUGCCCUGACCAUCACAACCCCCGUGGUUGACUUUGAUGAGGAUGACGAGAAUUGGAAGCAGUACCUGGCCAUGCUCCAAUGCCUAAUUGCCCCCGUCUUCUUCGUGCUUGGUGCCGGCAUUGGCUUUACAGAUUUGGGCGACAGCAACUACCCACUUUGGUUGGCUGCGCUCAUGGUCGGCGGUGUGGCGGCCAUGAUCAUUUGGGUGACGACAAGGGCACGAGUGCCUCCCAAAGGCCACGCCGCCUUUGGAUUUAUCGGUUUCCUGGUGGCUGUUGUCUGGAUUUAUAUCGUAGCCAAUGAAAUUGUCAAUUUGUUGCAGGCCUUGGGACGCAUGUUCAACAUUUCUGAUGCUAUUCUCGGCCUGACAGUGCUGGCUUGGGGCAACAGCAUUGGCGAUUUUGUGUCGAAUUUGACCGUGGCAAAGCAGGGGUUUCCACGCAUGGCGGUGGGCGCCUGCUUUGGUGGCCCUGCUAUGAACAUGCUGCUGGGCAUCGGCGUUUCAGCCACCGUUGCAUGCUUCAAACACGGCGGCACCUUCCCCGUUCACGAUCAGAAGAGUCACCAACUAGUGGUGUCGGGUGGCUUUUUGCUUUUAUCUCUCGUUUCCUCUGCCAUCAUCAUCCCGGUCAAUAAGUUUCGAGUGGGCAAGUACUUUGGCAUGUACUUGUGGGUGCUAUACACCGCCUACCUUGCGACCGCAUUGGCCCUCGAGUUUGCUGGCUGAGAGUGAACAGUCCAUAAAAGCUCGAGCGUGGCAUGGUCGCCUUGAGCCACACGGCGCCACCUAGUCAAGGACACCACGUCGGCGGCGCUCCAAAGCUUCUCGCUAGUUUAUCUCUCGCUCUUUUUCGCUCUUUCCUUUUAGUUGUAGGUGGAAACCGAUGAUGAGAUCAUUGGUUUGUAGAGUUUGCGCACUUAGCAAAAAGAAUUGACUGUCCAAUGAU